AUGUUUGGACAUAGCUGCCUGCGCGAGAAGAGGUACCUAAUGGGUGGAAGCCUGUUGGGGGGUAUCAGAGGCCAGGUGCGCGUUGGAGGUGCAAGCAGUUUGGGAAGUUGCCCCCGGAUAAACAAGAAUGAUACAAAAUGGUAUGCAUCCUUUGUGGAGCAUGUUAUGGGUGGAGGAAGGUGUAGACCUGUGAGAAGUGAAUUCGUGAGGAGGCAUAACUUGAUGGCACCUGUUCGAAGGAUGAGUGGUGAGUCGAAUUACGCUAAAGGGGGGAGACCACCCCCAGGUGGAGGAGACCAAGGAAAGGAUGACCCAGACAUGAAGGGAAGUAGCAAGAGUGAAAAAAAAAAACAAUUGGAAGAAGAAAUGAAAAAAUUACAUGAACAAAUAGCAAAGGAAAAAGGGCACCAUAAAAAAGUGUUAGUCUUCAUUUUUACAUGUGUAGUAGGUUUAUAUAUGUACUUCGAAUCGUAUGACCCUGAAUUUUUUUUGUACGACAUAUUUUUGAAAAUUCUUUUAAAGUAUGUUGAUGGGGAGAUGUGUCAUGACCUUUUUCUGCUCAUGGGAAAAUACAAUUUGUUACCGUAUGACACAAGUAAGGAUAGCAUAUAUUCGUGUCAAUCGAUUAAAGGAUUGAACUUUAUGAAUCCUAUUGGAGUUGCAGCAGGAUUCGAUAAGAACGGGGUGUGUAUCGACAGCAUUCUUAAGUUGGGUUUUUCUUUUAUUGAAGUUGGAACCGUGACUCCUAAGCCUCAAAAGGGAAAUGAGAAACCAAGGAUCUUCAGAGAUGUGGAGACAAAAAGCAUUAUAAAUGCAUGUGGGUUUAAUAACAUUGGUUGUGAUGAGGUGAGUAAGAAUUUGAAGCGCUUUCGGGAGAAGCAGAGGACAGACAAGCUGCUUCAACAACAUAUCGUGGGGGUUAGUCUGGGUAAGAAUAAAGAUUCGCCUGAUAUUCUGGAGGACCUUAGUUAUUGCAUCGCGCGCGUUGGAAGGUACGCCGAUUAUAUAGCGAUCAAUGUGAGUUCGCCGAACACUCCUGGCCUGCGCGACAACCAGCAAUCGGAGCGUCUCCAGGGGAUUAUUCUUCGUGUGAAGGAGGAGAUAGGUAAGUUGGGCGGGGCGCAAGACGUUGCGGAUGAGCAGCCUUGGGUCAAUACGACCAAGCAAAGACCCCUCAUUUUUGUGAAGCUCGCCCCAGAUUUGGACGAAGGAGAAAAGAAAAAAAUUGCUAACGUGUUACUCAAAACGGAAGUCGAUGGGAUGAUUAUAUGCAAUACAACCACGCAAAAAUUUAACAUAAAAAAUUUCCAAGACAAAAAAGGAGGAGUCAGUGGAGCAAAACUCAAAGACAUAUCCACAAAUAUGAUUUCACAGAUGUAUAAUUAUACGAAUAGGAGGAUCCCCAUCAUUGCAUCUGGGGGUAUAUUUUCUGGGAGGGACGUGUUGGAAAAAAUUGAGGCCGGGGCUUCGGUAUGCCAGCUGUACUCUGGUUUGGUGUUUAAUGGGAUGAAGGCGGCCGUUCGGGUUAAGCGUGAGUUGGACCACUUGCUUUAUCAGCGGGGGUACUACAAGUUGGAGGACGCCAUCGGCAAGGCCCACCGGCGGGGCGCGUGA
This is a messenger RNA of Plasmodium fragile, 1614 nucleotides long. RefSeq names its product dihydroorotate dehydrogenase (fumarate). Gene Ontology annotation, biological process: 'de novo' pyrimidine nucleobase biosynthetic process; pyrimidine ribonucleotide biosynthetic process. The transcript has a single exon. Gene Ontology annotation, cellular component: cytoplasm; mitochondrial inner membrane. Lineage: Eukaryota; Apicomplexa; Aconoidasida; Haemosporida; Plasmodiidae. Gene Ontology annotation, molecular function: dihydroorotate dehydrogenase activity. The record is from RefSeq and is a predicted model, not a curated record. The coding region runs from base 1 to 1614 and encodes 537 amino acids.